Molecule: messenger RNA, 1819 nt
Organism: Rhododendron vialii
Lineage: Eukaryota; Viridiplantae; Streptophyta; Magnoliopsida; Ericales; Ericaceae
Product: BTB/POZ and TAZ domain-containing protein 3
Exons: 7
Coding region: 361-1575 (404 amino acids)
Molecular function (GO): protein binding
Source: RefSeq, a predicted model, not a curated record
UCUCCUCAUUUCUUUGUCACUUUCCUUUUCAAUUAUUUUCUCAUUGGUUUCCUUCUCUUCUAAAAGUUCCGAACAGGGCGUUAGACUUGAUCAUACUGUACUGUUUUCUUGUUCCCUCUCCACUCAGUUUAUCAUCAAAGUCUUAUCUCUGUAUAUGGGGAUACAAAUUCGUAUGCAUGUCAAUGAUGAAAAUUUGAGAUAAUAGAGGUAUAUAGGCUAUAGAGGCAGUUUAUAUCAAUUUUAUACAACUCUGUGGUGAUCGCACAAAUCUCAAUUUUUAAGGAAGGAGAUUUGCAGGCUGUUCAUCCCAAGAAUUUGUAGAAACGUUGUACGUGGUUUUAUUAAGUACACAAGCAGUUUAUGGCUUCACCAGAUAUUGAUUCCCCUUGGUCAUCCCCAAUUAUUGAGUCCUUUGAUGGGUCUUUCAACAUAUGCAUAGACAAUUCAGAGAGUUCAGCUUUGUCAGAAGUUCCCUCGUCUUCUGCAUUCUAUGGCAGUCGUAUCCCAGAACCACCUCCACUGCCUUGCAAAAUCAGUACGAGAACCAGUUUACACAGAAGGAUUGGGGAGUGUUAUUUUGUUCCAAAGGAAACGAAAGAUAUGUGGGACAAGCUCUUCAGAGAAGGGUAUGGAGCAGAUGUCUAUGUAAUUACCGAGGAGGAGGAAAUCAUUCCUGCUCAUUCUAGUGUUCUGACUGUUGCAUCACCAAUACUGGCGAACUAUCUUCGUCAGGCAGAAUUUGAGAGAGGCAUCAGGUUCAUAAAGAUUCCUGGGGUACCUCGUCAAGCUGUCUGCAUGUUCAUACGUUUUCUUUACUCAUCCUGUUAUGAAGAGGAAGAUAUGAAGAAUUUUGUCCUCCAUUUAUUGGUUUUGUCACACUCCUACUCACUUCCAUCUCUUAAAAGAGUUUGUGUACAGUUUUUGGAGCACGCUUGGCUGACCACAGAAAAUGUGAUAGACGUGCUUCAGUUAGCAAGGAAUUGUGAUGCGCCUCGCCUUUCCUUAAUUUGUGUUCAGAUGAUUGUGAGGGACUUCAAAACUAUAUCUUCCACUGGAGGAUGGAAAGUUAUGAAGCGUGCUAAUCCUGCACUUGAACAAGAGCUUCUGGAGUCGGUUGUGGAAGCAGAUUCUAGGGAAAAAGAAAGGCUGAAGAAACUUGAAGAGAAGAAGGUUUACUUGCAACUGGAUGAGGCGAUGGAAGCCUUGCUUCACAUAUGCAGGGAUGGAUGUGGGACAAUUGGACCUCGAGACAAGGUGCUGAAGGGAAGUCAGGUUGCUUGCGAUUUCCCAGCUUGCAAGGGGGUCGAAUCUCUAGUUCGUCAUUUCUCCAGGUGUAAGAUCCGGGUUCCUGGUGGGUGUGUGCACUGCAAGCGCAUUUGGCAGCUUCUGGAACUGCAUUCUCGCAUGUGCAAUGACCCUGAUUAUUGCAAGGUUCCUCUUUGUAGGCAUUUCAAAGAGAAAAUGCAGCAGCAGAGCAAGAAGGACGAGGCAAAAUGGACAAUGUUGGUUAGCAAAGUGUUGGCUGCAAAGAAUGCGGUUAUGCCGUUCUCAUCCAGACGGUCAAGUUUUUCAUGACCUUAAAAGUUUGUGGUUAUGUCGACAAAUAAUUCAGGCAAAUAUUUAGCUUGCCUUGUUCCCGAGUAAGUAAAGAUUGUGACAAAUUAAAUAAAUGUAAAGUAAACGUCUUAGGAACAUCUUGCCUAUGUUUGAAGUUUUUCAUAAUUUAUUUACGCCUACAUCACAAUGUAAAAACGGCAAUAUAAAGUACAAAUUGAGUUAUGUUGUUUAAUCACAAUGUUGAUCUUCAACUUUUGGCCAA